Messenger RNA from Phytophthora sojae, 369 nucleotides. RefSeq lists its product as hypothetical. NCBI's taxonomy places the organism in Eukaryota, Oomycota, Peronosporomycetes, Peronosporales, Peronosporaceae. Bases 1 to 369 code for a protein of 122 amino acids. The record is from RefSeq and is a predicted model, not a curated record. The transcript is spliced from 2 exons.
AUGCUUCGUAUUCUACACAGAACGCUGGCUCAGGCAGCCCCCAAAUACGAUUAUACCGACAGCACUGGCGCACGGUUCUUGAGGAAGAGAGAAGCCGACGAGGAAAACGAUCUGACCGCCGAAGAGAGAAACUUUGCCAAGAAUUUGUACUCGAAGAUCGUCAAGAAGAACGCGCUGAAAUUGUUCACGAAAACUAACGACCAACUGGCUGCGAAAAAGUAUAGCCCGAGCCACCUUUUCGAUGCGCUGAAAACGCUGAGGAAGUCGGGUGUCCCGGAAGAAAAACUCGUGGGGCUCCUUGGUAAGGCGGAUGAUUGGUCGGAUCACUGGUACCGGACGGCUGGACAUUUGGAUCCUGUCAGGAACUAA